UAUACCCUGUGUUCCUAAGAAUUUCUGGCUUUUCAUCGUAAGUCACUUUGAGCGUGACUAUUCUGUCGACCAACAGUAUGGCUCAUUUUAUUUUGCUUAUAUGUCUUUCGUUCCUUCUUGAAACAGUUUUAGGUAGCAUGACAGUAUCACUAUCAAACACUGGCCCAGCAGUUCUCGGGUCAAGCAUUUCAUUUACAGCCACAGUAUCCAAUUAUGAUGGUUCAACUCAGCUCAAGUACGUUUUCUGGGAUGAUGCCGAACCACAGCAUCGUGACGCAUUCAUACAAACAUCGAAUGUGACCAAAUGGAAUGUACAAUAUGGAAAAGAUGACUAUGAAGCAGGAGAAUACGCAGUUAAAGUUAAUGUUAAGAAACGCAUAAUUUUUGAUUUAUAUGUUGAUGUUGGUACAGCAGUAAAUACUUUUAAUUUAACAAGUGCACUUAGUGGAAAAAUGCUACUAAGUCAGAAUAACACGGAGCGUGAAAACAGCUUCGUAGCAGUUAACAAAACAGUUACACAUCGCAUCAUACUAUCCGAAAAUGACUUAGAAUUUCUGAAAAAGAAUACAUCUAGUGUUAUCACUUAUUGGUUCGUAGACUGUAUGUACGUCGAUAAUUCAGCGGAUUUCUCGUUCAACUAUACUUAUGGCGAUGUAAUGGGCAACCAUCACAUCGAUGCACUGGUAGUUGCCAAUCACGAUCCUUUGCCACCGUUGGUUACAACUACCACGACAACGACUGCCGCACCCACUACCACCACUACAACAACCACUCCAAAAUCUCCAAACUCUACGAUCCCGACUACUACCACAGAAAAAUCCAAACCAAUCAACGAAACUGUCACAGUUCUCAAGUCAACAAAUGGAACGGAUUUGGUUCACAAGCUGGCAAAAAGAGCGAUAUCGAACAAGACUAAGUUUAAAGGAAACCAUACUAUAACACUGCCUAAGAAUUUCAUUUGCAAAAAUUCCAAUGUGCCAAUUGGUCCUCAUGAAACUUAUGGACAUUUUCAAGCGACGAUAGGAGUUAGAGAACCAAUAAGCACACCACUAAACAUAACCGGCUUGAAUUGGCUACAGCACGGCGAUUUAAUGAACUUACAAGUAAAAUUUUCCGGUAGCCCUCCUUUUGACUACUGCGCCGAAUAUAAACUUGGACAAUACAAUAUAACAGGCAACGAGACCUGUCCAAAUACGGCUCGGACUGAGACUAAUCAUUUCCCCUUGCUGCAUUACUUCUCUGAUACUGAUUUACAUACUGUAGUUGUCAUUGUAAAGAAUGACCUUGGAAAGGUGGUGUCAAGAGCUACUGUCAAUAUUUAUAAAGCUAAGGUCCACGCGCAACUGUCGGUGAUCGUUGUGCCCGUGGUGUUCUGUUUAGUGGCUGUCACUCUGGUCAUUUUCGGUGUAGCCUACUACCAGCAAAGUUCUAGAUACACAGUAGAAGUAGCGGAUUUCGAUUUCGGGCAACAAUCGAAUUUCGACUACAAGACUUUUACUGAACGACUACGGGAUAGCUUCAAAAACGCAUUUAACUUCGGUCGGCAGGACGACACCGAUCCACUUACGCCCAACACUAGAUACGACUCCAUGACGUAAAGUUAGUGUAUAAUAUAAUUUAUGUGUAUGAAAUGAAACAAUGCUAAAAAGGUAUUUAUUCGCGUUCUCGUUUAUCUCGUUUAAAUGUGCUGGUGAAUUACAUGCACUUGGGACUUUUCAACUUAUGUAGCGGGGUGACGGGCGCAGUGGCAGUGUUCCUCAGAUGUUUGCGAUUUAACGCUCUGAGUGGAACUGCAACUGUUAUGGACAGGCGUGUCGUUUACCAUCAGGUGCACGACUUAUUCGUCGCGUCACUUCGUCUCAUAAAAAGAAGCUGUCGCUGUUUUUUUUUUGAAUUUACUUGAAUUCGACAGUAAGUUAUAGACAUCACAUGCUUUUUUGAGGAACGAAAAAACAAAACAAUAAUUGGUGUCAAUUAUGUUGCGCACAAUUUCUAGAUCUUACUCGUAUUUGUAAUGUCUGCAAACAUUGACUUGUUUAAAACAAUAAUUGAAAAAGUUUCUAACAAAUUUUUUGAAGAGUCUCGAAAAUGUUUUACGUUGUCAACUCGUCUUCAAGUUUAUAACGUCUGAACGCAUUAAAUUGUACCAAUUUAGUAUUCAAGUUUAAAUGAAAAUCCUCGAAGAGAGUGUAAUGUGAAGGCAGCGAGAAUAAAUUUCUUGAAAGAGCACCGUACGAAGAGUAAUUUGGACUAGUGUGAGCCAAAUAGAUAUUUAACUAAUAGCAGUAGUUAAUUAUCAUUUAACUUUUAUCAUUCCAUUUAACUUUUAUUAUUCUACAACUUUAUAUACAGACCUUAAAAAUGUUGCUUGACCUUUUAAAAUCAAGAAAUAUGAACUUGUGACUCAAUUCCUUAUUACGAUGCCCACUUGAGCAAAAUGAUUAAACGCUUCACAGUAUUAAAAAUUAGCCAUUUAAGCUUAAGAAUUCGGUAAAAUCGAUUAAUUCAUAGUUAAUUUAGAGAAUAAAAAACAAAAUAGUGGGCGCUCAGGUUCAACAGUUGUUUAAGUAAUUUAUGACAUAUAAAUCGUAUUUUAUGGAAUAUUAAUUGUCUUUAAUGUUUCGCAGUUACAUUGUUAUUUGUUAUCCUUACUUAUAAUUUUAUCAAUGCGUCUACAUUAUACAGUUUUUAGUAAUUGUGCAGUCAUCGUAAUUUUUAUUGUUAUAUUGUUGUAAAUUAUGUGUGAGAAUUUCUCAUACCUUUCCUAUAUAUAUAUUAAUUUUAGUCGAACAUUACUUGUCCGCGCUGACGGUAUUUUUCUCAGUUAUACAUAUACAGAGUGUUUUUUUAUAUGAUACAGUAUGAGGAAAUCCGAAACCAUACCAAAUACAAGGAAGUUUUCUUUCACAAAAAAAAAGUUAAUGGUGCCUGAGACAGUUGUCUUAGGCACCAUUAAGUUUUUUUUUUGGCAUAAGUAAAUUUUUGAUCAAGCGUGUGUUGUGAAUAAAAUUGAUCAAAAUUUUUUUUAGUGCUAAUCGACUCAGUUUCAUGAAGGGAGCAUUUUAUUAUAAAGGACGAAAACAAUCGGGACAGCCGAAGUUGGUCAAAUUUCAUAAAAUAAUUUUCAUACAAAAUGAAUAAAAUUGACUAUUUUCUAAUGCUGUUUUUCUAGUCUCGGUUUUUUAUAAUAAUGA
Hyposmocoma kahamanoa is the source of this 3194-nucleotide messenger RNA. RefSeq lists its product as uncharacterized. Lineage: Eukaryota; Metazoa; Arthropoda; Insecta; Lepidoptera; Cosmopterigidae. The transcript is spliced from 7 exons. The record is from RefSeq and is a predicted model, not a curated record. The coding region runs from base 78 to 1598 and encodes 506 amino acids.